This is a messenger RNA of Populus nigra (black poplar), 1329 nucleotides long. Its product is annotated as glycolipid transfer protein 1-like. Gene Ontology annotation, biological process: ceramide transport; intermembrane lipid transfer. The record is from RefSeq and is a predicted model, not a curated record. Gene Ontology annotation, molecular function: ceramide 1-phosphate transfer activity; ceramide 1-phosphate binding. The transcript has 7 exons. Bases 427 to 1050 code for a protein of 207 amino acids. NCBI's taxonomy places the organism in Eukaryota, Viridiplantae, Streptophyta, Magnoliopsida, Malpighiales, Salicaceae. Gene Ontology annotation, cellular component: membrane; cytosol; cytoplasm.
UAUCUCUCACAAUGCAAGAACACUAGGCUAAGUUUAUAUGAUUAUAUCCUCUGACAAAUAACAAAGAGCCAAACAAUCAGAUAGUUGUUAGGCUUUAAUUCUAUGAGGUCUGUCCUUGACGAUGGUGAAUCAUCUUUAUCGGAGCUCAUCAGCCCCUCAGCGAAGCCAGCAAGCUUCGGUUUCGAAACGUGAAAGCGACUAACCGACUCCACCGAACUUUCUCCUCUCUUCUUUUCUUCUUCUAAAAUAUCAAAGGCGAUCAUCGCUUUAUCAAAUGAUUCUCCACUUCCAAUGGUACUAUCAGAUUCUUCGGCAUCUCCUUUCCCUUAAAAAUCAAAUCCAACCCAAUCCAAUCACACCAACAUAUCUUCUCUUCCUGUUCUUGUACUGAUACUGAAAUUGCCGGUUGUUGCAGUGAAAUAGACGAUGGGGGCUGAUGGUCUAGGAACUGUGUUUACACCAUCAUUGGAAGGAAUGAAGCACGUCAAAUCCGAUCACGGAGAAAUGCUCACUAAACCUUUCUUGGAUGUCUGCAAAUUGAUUUUGCCUGUUAUCGAUAAGUUUGGAGCUGCCAUGACCCUUGUAAAAUCUGAUAUCGGUACGAGAUUGGAAAACAAGUAUUUGUCUGAUCCGUCUAAAUACAACCACUUAUACACUAUGAUUCAAGAGGAGGUUGAUGCUAAAACAGCCAAAGGAUCUUCCAGUUGUACCAAUUGUCUUCUUUGGCUAACCAGAGCAAUGGAUUUCCUUGUGGAACUGUUCCUGAAUUUACUUGCACACCCAGAUUGGACAAUGUCACAAGCCUGUGCAGAUUCGUAUGGCAAGACACUGAAGAAAUUUCAUGGCUGGGUUGCUAGUUCAUAUUCCACUGUUGUCAUGAAGCUUGUUCCAGACAGGAAGAAGUUCAUGGAAGUAAUUUCUGGCCCAGGCAAUGUUUCUGCUGACAUGGAGCAAUUCUGUACAACCUUUCCUCCAUUUCUUGAAGAGAAUCACAAGUUCCUGCCCAAAUCUAUGUCAGUGUCUGUUCCUUGCUUUCCUGUUCGUGCCUAAGUUGUAAGCUACGGCAUUACCAGUACAAUAAGAAAGGAUGGCAAGUGGAAUCAACUAUGCUAGAUUCCAUAUGUGGUGUGUACUCAGCAUAAAGGAACCAAAUACACUCUGAAACUUGGGAAUUUCGGAGGUUUGAAGGAAGGGCCAGAAAGUCUAGUGGGCUAGUUGGAGAUUUUUUGUUAUAGGAGCAACAUUGUUGUGUAAUGUCACUUUAUACUUGUUUUCUCACCAAUUCUAUUUUGUUGAUGCAGGCUAGUGUUGGUCUGGAUGAUAUGAAAA